This is a messenger RNA of Purpureocillium takamizusanense, 1022 nucleotides long. RefSeq lists its product as uncharacterized. The record is from RefSeq and is a predicted model, not a curated record. Bases 231 to 941 code for a protein of 236 amino acids. Lineage: Eukaryota; Fungi; Ascomycota; Sordariomycetes; Hypocreales; Ophiocordycipitaceae. The transcript has a single exon.
GUUUGAUGGUAUGUCGCUGAAAAGCAAGAACAUCGGAAUAACAAAGCCAGCACGUUAUCUGGGAUUCUAUUUUCCGUAUUUUCAGACAGUCUCCCAGAACUAAGCGACCGAAAUCUACCCAAAUUGCGCCCGUCGAGUCGAGCGCAAGUGGAACUAGACUUCAGCCAUCCUAGACCACCAUCCUCCUACCGCGUCUCCUCGUCCACGACGCUCGCUGUCGUCAACGCACAAUGGGCUGGCUCUGGGCAUCACCCUCGGCGCCCAAGCCAACCGAGUCACCACAAGACGCACGCGCCGAACCAAACCCCCCCACAACCGCCCAGACGGCCGCCCCCAACGAACCCGUCGACCCCGAGAUCCAAAAGUUCUACGACCUCUUCAAGAACGACGAGUCAUCAUCACCCUCCGACUCAAACCCUUCCGAACCCGCCAACGACCAGAAAAAGUCCACGUUAGCCUCAUGGCUCACCCUAAAAGCGUCCCCCAAGUCCUCGCAGGCGCCGCCCGAGGCCCCCAUCGGCGACCCGCUCGCGGAAGCCCUCCUCCCCACCGACAUGUCCUGCCGCCAAGCCUUCGACCUCGCCUGGUCCUGCAACUCCCUGGGCGGCCAGUUCAACGCCGUGUACCGCUAUGGCGAGAUGCGCUCCUGCUCUGAUCAGUGGGACGACUUCUGGUUCUGCAUGCGCACCAAGUCGUACACUGGCGAGCUCAAGGAGAAGAUGAUCCGCGCCCACUACCGCGAGAAGGAAUGGCGCAAGUACGGCUCCGGGAAGCCCAGCUCAGAGGAUAUCUGGGAGAGCCGGAAAGAAAAGGUGCCGCUGGGCACCGCCUUCACUGAGAGGGUUGACCCCCCGACGAUCGGCGAUGACGAGUGGCGGACUGCCGAGGAAGCCAGGAGGAGGGCGGCCCGAACAGAACUUGGGCACGACAAGGCUUCAUGACGGCCGAGAAAAACCACAUCAUACCAUUAUAUACCAUAUACAUAAACCAUCACGCAAAUCAGGCGCGUUUUCUCUGCUCCA